Messenger RNA from Amborella trichopoda, 2975 nucleotides. RefSeq names its product large ribosomal subunit protein uL15z-like. Gene Ontology annotation, molecular function: structural constituent of ribosome. NCBI's taxonomy places the organism in Eukaryota, Viridiplantae, Streptophyta, Magnoliopsida, Amborellales, Amborellaceae. The record is from RefSeq and is a predicted model, not a curated record. Gene Ontology annotation, cellular component: cytosolic large ribosomal subunit.
CUCCUAUUCUUAUUGAACUUGCAUUUGAUAUAUUUUUCCUUAGUCCUACUAAUUUUAAAACCUUUAGAUUUUAGAGGUUAUUUCAAAAUCCUCUUUGAUAAGUAUCACCUUGGCUAUUUCCGAAAGGUGGGGAUGAGGUAUUUUCACCAGCUGAGAAACAAGUUUUAUUGCCCUGUUGUCAAUGCAGACAAGCUCUGGUCUCUUUUGCUAGAAGAGGUUUUGGGAAAGGGGGAGCUUCCGCCCCAUCCUCUUGUUGUUAAGACGAAGCUUGUUUCAAAGAGGGCGGAGAAGAAGAUUAAAGAGGCCAAUAGUGUUGUUGUUCUUAUUGCUUAGGUUGGUCUUUUUUAUCUCUUUGAUUUUGGUUUCGUUCUUGUUUUUCCCUCUUCUUACAAUUGAUGGUUUGGUUUUGGAUCCAUUGUGGAUAUUGGGGAGAAUGUAGGUUGCAACUUGGUUCUAAGAUGCAGUUUCAUUAGCCAUUUAUGUAAGAAAAUGGGGCUUUAGUUUGUUUUACUUUGCUCAAAAAAGUUUUUUUUUUUUUUAUUCGAGGUAUUUGGGGAGUGAUGUUAUGUUAAAAAGUGGACUUCUUUCCAUACAUAAGUUGUUUCAUAUUUUUUCCUAGUAAAUUUUCUUUUUUCUUAAACUUUCUAGUUCGAAUGUUUUUUUAGUAAUUUCUUUAGAUACAUUUGCCAUUUCAUAUUUGAGGCUUUAGUAAAUUUCUUUACAUACCCUUGGUCUAAGAAGGGUAAGGUCCUUAAACUUUCCCUUAACCCAUCUCAAAACUGAGAAAAGGAGGUGGGUUAUAUUAGGUAGACAUCCACCAUAAAACUUUGCCAAAUUUUCCAUGAAUCUACGUAAUCUGCUUAUGCUAGGGCAUUCCCUGCAAGGGAUGCAUUGUAUUAGAACCCGGGUACAACGGGAAAUGAGCAAGGGUUAGCUAUGGUGUUCCAAAAAAGCGACGUGCCACAACGUUGCCCGGUUGCAUAAAAAAAUAGGCAAAGGUUCUGUGACAUUCUGGAUGAAUGUGGGUAAAAAAGGUAGUCGAAGAAAAUAGGAUUUGUUUAGCCACAUAGAAUGUAGAAACGCCUACACGUAAGAGUAUGGAGUUAAUGGAUACAUUGAGACGAAUGAGUAAACAUUGCUUGUCUACAUUGGGACGAGUGAGUGAUAGGGCAAGUUGAAAGCUCAAGGAACAGUGGGCUUGAUUAGCUGAUUGGCCUAGUUCGGAUGGGAGAGAAAGCUAACGCUUAACAAAAGAGAUGGGUAUAAACUUUGAUAUACAUGACAGGAUAAUAACAGAAAUGGCAUAGGCAUAACAAUAGACAAAUAUUUAAAAGAUAAAUAGUUAAUGUCAAAAGAGUAGGUGAUAGGCUCUUAUUAAUUAAACUUAUAUUAGGAAAAGAGUUAAUUAAUGUAAUGAGCUUUUACACACCACAAGUAGGAUUAGAUGAUAGAAUUAACAGACAGUUUUGGGAGGACAUGGAAUGACUAAUCAAAAACAUACCAAAUGGAGAGAUGAAUAUAGGGAAGAAUAGUAGAGGAUAUGAAAGUGUAUAUUGGGGAUUUGGGUUUUGUUAAAAAAAUGAGAUGGGUCACGCUAUCAUAGAUUUUGUUAUGGUCUAUGACCUAGCAAUAGCAAACGCUUUAAAGAGCGAGAUGAACAGUUAAUAACCUAUAAAAGUGGAUAAUAUAAAAGCCCGAUAGACUUCCCAGUUAAGAAGACAAAUCGACCAUCAUGUAAAAACUAUAAGGUUAUCCCAAGAAAAAGUUUGAAUACGCAACAUAGGCUCAUGGUUAUGGGCAUCUGCAUAAAGCGAUGAAAGUGAAGGGUUGAAAUUAAUAGGUUUCCAAGAAUUACGUGGUAGAAUUUUAAAAAAUGAGAAAAUACACUUAUUUAAGGGCAAAUUAUUUAAAGAAGGAAAAUGAAAGUCUGAACAUGAAGUUAAUUGCUCUAUGGAAUAAGAUGGUUGAUUCUAGACCAUAUUAAAUGUAUUAAUAGCAAGAAUCAAAAGGUCUUGAUGAAGGAUGAAGAGGUCAACAAAAGGUGGAGAAAUUAUUUUUAAAAUGAUUAAAGGAUGAAUACAAUGGGAAUACAUCAAUAGAAGGAACCGUUGACAUAAAUGAGAGCGGAGGUCAUGAUACAUUCGUAGGAUUAGAAUAUCAGAAGUGAAAGAAGCUUUGAAGAGGAUGAAGAUAGAAAAGGCUUUAGGACUAAAUGGUAUCCCAAUAGAGGUUUGGAAGUGCAUAGGGGAGCUUAGUAUUGACUGGCUGACCAAGCUAUUCAACAAGGUGUUGAGAACAAAAAUGCCAGAUAAAUGGAUGAAAAAUAGUGUGAUACCUAUUUAUAAGAAUAAAGGAGACAUACAGAAUUAUACAAACUAUCGAGAGAUCAAACGUAUGAGCCACACUAUGAAGGUGAGGGAGAGAGUGAUUGAGCAAUGACUAAAGCAUAAAACGCGUGUAUCAGAAAACCAAUUCAAUUUUAUGCCAAGGAAGUCAACAAUUGAGGCUAAUUUCUACUUAGGCAACAAAUUGAGAAGUUUAGGGUGAAGGGAAAAGACCUCCACAUAGUCUUUAUUGAUCUAGAUAUUUAAUUUGGUGGGUGUUGGAAAAAAACUGAGUCCCUAAAUAUAUCAACUUGGUGAGAAAUAUAUAGGAGGGAGCACUAACUAGUGUGUGAACAACUAAUGGAGAGAUGAGUUUUCAGUGACAAUAGUUCUACAUCAAGGGUUAGCGUUGAGCCCAUAUGUCAUCUUAGUUAUGGACGACUUAAUUAGGCACCUACAAGAUGAGGUACCGCGGUGUAUGUUGUUUGAGAACAACAUAGUUUCGAUCAAUGAGACCUGAAGUGGCAUCAACACAGCUAGAACUUUGGAGGGAUGUUCUAAAAUCUAAAGGUUUUAAAAUUAGCCAGACUAUGACAGAGUAUACGGAAUGCAAGUUUAUUAAUAAUAGGAGUAGAGACGAGGAAUAGUUAA